Pleuronectes platessa (European plaice) is the source of this 903-nucleotide messenger RNA. It is a transcript of the gene hoxa11a, whose product is annotated as homeobox A11a. Gene Ontology annotation, cellular component: nucleus. Gene Ontology annotation, biological process: anatomical structure development; regulation of transcription by RNA polymerase II. The transcript has 2 exons. Bases 1 to 903 code for a protein of 300 amino acids. Lineage: Eukaryota; Metazoa; Chordata; Actinopteri; Pleuronectiformes; Pleuronectidae. Gene Ontology annotation, molecular function: DNA-binding transcription factor activity, RNA polymerase II-specific; RNA polymerase II cis-regulatory region sequence-specific DNA binding. The record is from RefSeq and is a predicted model, not a curated record.
AUGAUGGAUUUUGACGAGCGAGUCCCCGUCGGAUCGAACAUGUAUUUGCCCAGUUGCACUUAUUAUGUGUCGGCGGGGGCUGAUUUCUCCGGUCUUCCCUCAUUUUUGUCCCAGACCCAGUCCACUCGCCCCAUGACAUACUCUUACUCCUCUAACCUGCCGCAGGUCCAGCCCGUCAGAGAGGUGACAUUCAGGGACUAUGCAGCCAUUGACCCGUCCGGUAAAUGGUCGCACCGGGGGAACUUGCCCCAGUGCUACCCCAGCGCAGAGGACAUGGUGCACCGGGACUGCCUGUCGGCGCAAAACGCCGUCGUAGGGGAUAUGUUCGGUAAAAACAGCCCCGCAGCCGCCGCUGCUGCCGCCGCGUACCACCACCACCACCACCACCACACGAGCGCCGGGUCCGCCGCGUCCAAUUUCUACGGGAACGUGGGCAGGAAUGGCGUGCUGCCACAAGCUUUCGAUCAGUUUUACGAGACGGCGUACGGGAACGCGUCGGAGAGCUCCUCCACGAACGGCUACUCAGGGGACAAAACGGCGACCAAGCAGCCCAGCUCCGCGCCGGAAGACGCGCCUUCAUGCCGGGACGCCGAAGAGAAGGAGACCCGGGAGGAGACGAGCAGCCCGGAGUUGUCUUCCGGCAACAAUGAGGAGAAAUCUAGCAGCAGCAAUGGACAGAGGACCCGCAAGAAGAGGUGCCCUUACUCCAAAUAUCAGAUCAGAGAACUUGAACGAGAAUUCUUUUUCAGUGUGUACAUAAACAAGGAGAAGCGCCUGCAACUGUCUCGGAUGCUCAACCUCACCGACCGACAAGUGAAAAUCUGGUUUCAGAAUCGCCGCAUGAAGGAGAAGAAACUGAACAGAGAUAGAUUACAGUAUUACACGUCCAACCCUCUGCUUUAG